AUGGAUCCAAAAAGAGUCUGGUUCUUUUCUCCUGGUUUCAACUUUCUUCCUGAUGGCGAAAUCUCAUUAGGCUCAAUUAUUGCUCAUCCAGAUCGGCCUACGCUCUCGCUCGCGUCGCUUGAUUCCGCAUCUCAUCCAGAAAUUGCCCUCCCAAAGAUCAAUACCAUGACCGAGUCUGAUCACCAUCACUCCCAAAGCCAGAGCACGUCACUUAUCGCUCAAGCUUUCUCCAAAUUUGCAGACCUAGCCCAGACACACGGAAAUGCGAAUAUAUCCCACUUCACCAACACGGCUUAUGGCAGUUCAGACUUCGAAACGAGAGUAUUUGGUAGUCGCAUGAGCGACGAUACAUUGAAGGCAGUCGUUGGUCUAGAUCGGGUCAGGAAGUAUAUAGAUGGAGCCAUGUUUCGCAAGCGGCCCGUCUACAUUAUCUCAGGGUUGCGAAUUGCCAAGGACUCCUUUCAAGUGACGAGCGGAAGUGGGUUGGCAAAUUCGGCAUCAGUGGGAAUUUCUAUCUCUACAGCGACGGACCCUUUUUCUCUUUCAGGAGGGGGUGAUGUGGCCGUAAACAGAGAGCAAGGCAAGAAUGACAGUUACAAGACUGCUCCCGGCGUUGUGUUUGCAUACAGACUACAUGUCAUUCGGACUAAGAGGGAUGGUGAUAUUGAAACUGAGCUGUUCUCUCACCGAACGGCGUUUCUCACCGGCGAAGGCGAGGAUGAAGACUCUGAAGAAGAGUGGGAGCAAACAGAGGUGUCCAAAAAUGUGCUGCUUAGCGACAUGGAGAUUGAUCCUGAUUUCGAUGAAUAUACACUGGGUGAAGAAGGGGAGGAAUGUUGUAUUGCAUUCAGACAUUAG
Trichoderma aggressivum f. europaeum is the source of this 858-nucleotide messenger RNA. RefSeq lists its product as uncharacterized. Lineage: Eukaryota; Fungi; Ascomycota; Sordariomycetes; Hypocreales; Hypocreaceae. The transcript has a single exon. The coding region runs from base 1 to 858 and encodes 285 amino acids. The record is from RefSeq and is a predicted model, not a curated record.